Quercus robur (English oak) is the source of this 1021-nucleotide messenger RNA. Its product is annotated as germin-like protein subfamily 3 member 2. The record is from RefSeq and is a predicted model, not a curated record. NCBI's taxonomy places the organism in Eukaryota, Viridiplantae, Streptophyta, Magnoliopsida, Fagales, Fagaceae. The transcript has a single exon. Gene Ontology annotation, cellular component: cell wall. Gene Ontology annotation, molecular function: manganese ion binding. Bases 237 to 884 code for a protein of 215 amino acids.
GGCCUAGGCAAAAAAAAAAGCAAUGCUAUCCUCUCUGGACGUGCUAGUCUUUGUCCCCAAGCGAAGUCCACCAUGAAUUAGAAAACCACUGUCUAUCUAUACUCUAUAUAUAUAUAUAUAUAUAUAUAGCAAGAAAUUCAUACUUAUUAUUCAUCCAGUAAUUAAUAGGCUUAUACUUCUCUCCGAUUGGGGCAACAAUUUCCUCUCAAAGACCAUUCUUGAUCCAUAACCAAAGAAUGCAAACAAUGAUCCAGAAAAUUACACUUUUUUUAGCUUUUGUUCUCCUCCACAACCAUGUAGUCUUUGCUUCUGACCCUGAUCCAGUCCUAGACUACUGCGUAGCCAUCAAAGAAUCUGCAACUAGUAACCCCUCAUGCAAGAACUCAUCAGCUGUCACAGUUGAAGAUUUCAUAUUCUCAGGCAUAAAGACUCCUGGAAACUAUCGGAAAACUGGCUUCGCAUCUGUGGCAGUAAAUUCAAAUGUCUUUCCGGGAUUAAACACGCUUGGUAUGUCAUUUGUAAGGGCAGACUUUGAUGUUGAUGGAAUCAAUGUGCCACAUUUCCAUCCUAGAGCAACUGAGACUGCUUUUGUGCUGGAGGGAAGGAUUUAUUCUGGAUUCAUCGAUACUAGCAACCGGAUUUUUGCCAAAGUGAUCGAGAAAGGCGAGGUCAUGGUGUUUCCUAGAGGUGUAGUACACUUUCAAAUGAAUGUUGGAGAUAAACCAGCGACCAUUUUAGGGAGUUUCGACAGCCAAAACCCAGGAUUGCAGAGGCUCCCAACUGCAAUUUUUGGUUCUGGAAUUAAGGAAGAGCUUUUGGAGAAGGUUUUCGGAUUGAGUUCUAAGGAUAUUGCCAAGUUGAGGAAGAGGUUUGCUCCCCACUGAUUGAGCUGUGCACUCAAGUCAAACUUGUUUAAAAUACUUCAAAAGUGCAGCAUAUGUUACGAGCUAAGUUAUGUCUGCAAAAAAUAAUGUAAUAACAGCAUCUAUAUAAUAUUUAUGACUUAUAAUUUUGGUGAUUA